Vespula pensylvanica (western yellowjacket) is the source of this 3415-nucleotide messenger RNA. It is a transcript of the gene msl-2, whose product is annotated as E3 ubiquitin-protein ligase MSL2. The record is from RefSeq and is a predicted model, not a curated record. Gene Ontology annotation, cellular component: MSL complex. Gene Ontology annotation, molecular function: ubiquitin protein ligase activity. The transcript has 4 exons. Lineage: Eukaryota; Metazoa; Arthropoda; Insecta; Hymenoptera; Vespidae. The coding region runs from base 110 to 1396 and encodes 428 amino acids.
CAUGGCCGGUGUUUUGUUUGUGUGUAAAAAUGGUUAUGCUUUAUGGCUAUGUUUAGAUAAUUUUUCGCGGUAAUCGAAUAAAUUUUUCGUGGAGUUAGGACGGAGGAAGAUGAACGCUACGAGUCUUUACGUAUCGACAUGUCGGUUGGUUUUACAAGCGGAUGCUGAAGAUCCGAAUUCGUGGACAGACUUGUAUAGGCUAGUUCCGUACUUGCGGCAGAGCUUGAGUUGUACAGUGUGUUCGAAUUUGUUGAUCGAGCCGCAUACACCGACUGAAACGAACUGUCAACAUCAUGUGUGUCGUGGAUGUAGAGGUGGUCGUAAAAAACUCAAACCAUCGUGUAGUUGGUGCAAGGACUAUGAUAAAUACGUUGAAAACGUCCAACUUCGGAUAUUGUUACAGUGUUACAAAAAACUGUGUGAAUACUUGACAAGCACAAAUAUUUAUCGGAGCUUAAUACUCUCCGUGUCUUCCAAUACAACAAGCAAUGGGCCAUCAGCUAUUGGUGCUACUAGUCUCAUGGAACUUAUACAAGAAGGGACCGGUUUUAAAGAUGAAUUCAAAAGUACUGCUGGCUUAUCUAAAUCAGCAUACAGUAUUCUCCCUUGUGUUUAUACCAGCACUACCUCUACUCAAACUCAAGGAAAUACUAUGUCAACUUCUGAGAAUAUAUCACAAAACAUACCAGAGUCUCCUACUAUUCGUACAGUUUCAAAUGGAUCUUCGAUAUAUUCAGUGAUGUAUGCCGGGUCUGGUAACAAAAUAACGAUAAAACGAAAAGCAGCGGCCACGGAAGAAAUAGAAGUAGGACAACAGGAAAUGGAUGGAACUCAACAAGGCUCUGUAGGAGGGGUAAAAUGCAUUCCAUCUUCCCAACUUAAAUAUGGGACCCCUUCUCAGAAAAAAUCUUCAAAGGGCAGCAAAUCCUCGGGCAGUUUUAAAAAGCCACGAUCAAGUUCUACUAGGAGCAAAAGAAAAGGAUGCAGAUGUGGUAAUGCUACAGCUAUACCUGGAAAAUUAACAUGUUGUGGCCAAAGAUGCCCUUGUUAUGUUGAAAGUAAACCGUGUAUUGAAUGUAGAUGUAGAGGUUGUAGAAAUCCUCAUACAGCUGAUGGUUUAAAGAUCCGCCCACAUAUACCAGAACUUCAUAACCUGCAAUUACAACUAUCAACUCCCUUGGAUUGUGAUGAACUGAACUCGGAUCCCUUAGGAUCUGUGUCACAAUGUCUUUCAACAUCUCCUACAACAAUUCAAGUAUUAAAUGUCUAUUCCACUCCAAGACUUGAUAUUGAUAAUGUUCCACAAAAUUUACCUGCAGCUUUAUUAGUAGGAGAAGAUGCUAUAGUUAGUACUGAAAGUGAAGCAGAGGACAGUGAUAUACAAAUUGAUGUGUGACAAAGUGUUUAAAUAAAAUUAUGCGCUAUACAUGACAAAAUAGUAAGGAAUAAUUAAUUAGAAUGAAAUAUAUAUACAUUAAAAAAGUCUUAUAAAAUGAAACUUAUGCGAUAUAAUAAUCGUAAGACUAUUAUCAGGAUGAUAAAUAAUAAUGUUUAAUUUCUGGGUAUUAUUAAUCCUUUCGCGGUAGCGAAAUUGAUCACUAAAACUCGACUAGGGUCUCCCUGACAUAAAUGUACAAUUCGCGCACUGAUAGUCUUUGGCGUUUCGAAUUUACUUCUUAUGCCUUGGAGAGUUUCUUUGAUAAUAAAAAUCAAGGUAAAUAAAAAAUAAAAAAGAUAAACGAAACACACAAAUAUAUAGUCAUUCGUAGUAUAUGAACAACGUUUCAUGGCAAGCGACUAUAACUUGCCCGUAAUAGCAAAAAAAAAAAAAAUAAUAGUUGAUAUUUCAGAUAUGAAAAGAUACAUUUUGUACAACAGCAUCAAUAAUCAAUAAUUUCAUUUUAUUCUAAAAUCUUGCAAUUAGUUUUCUCUUGGAUGUUAGUAAAAAAUCUACUUAUUAAAAUGUAUUUAGUUAUUUUUAUAUUAAGUUUGAUGACAUGUAUUUGCACCAACAAAAUUUAUUUUGAAUUUGGAAAUUGUCAUUGUUAUAUGAUAUUAAAAAUUAAAUAUAUACAAAUAAUCUGAGCAAUUGAUCUAGUUGUAUAGUAUAAAAGGCAAGUUCUUGGAACCAUAAUGCUUUGAAAUUUUAUCCGAGAUUAUGACUUUUAUCCAUAAUAUUACAAAUUAUAGUUGAAAAAAUAGAAAAAUAUUUAACAUAAAAGUACAAUAUACUAUUUAAUAAAAAUAAAUCUAUCGUAUAUUUUGACGCUUAAUUCUUUUUUUUUACGAUAUAAGUAUAAUAAAUCUUAAUCUUUUUAAUUGGUUAAAAAAUAUAUUAGAUAAUAUAGGUACAAAAAUAUGUAGAUAAAAACAAGAAAGAGAUACGUUCUUUUUCUUGCCCACUGCAUGAAGCUGUUGUACAUUUAAAAAAAAAAAAAAAAGAAAAGAAAUAGAGAAUAUAGAAAAAUAUUGAAUACCUUUUAAAAGAAAAUGUACAUAACUAUACAGUGAAUUAACAAAAAUUUAAACAACAUAAACUUGCCACUUGUACAUACAAUGACUAAAAGUCACACAUAUUUUAGCUACAUAUAUUUUAACUAUUUUACAUACUGAUAUUUCCACUUUUUUAACAUAAAGGUGCAAAAACAAAACACAUUCAGCAUUUUCUUAUAUCAAAAAAAAAUUAUCUUAGCUCUUAGCAAAUAAAAAAAAUAAAAAAAAAAGAAUGUUAAAUUAUAUGAUAAUGAUAAUGUAAAUAUAUUAAAUAAUCUAUAUAUAAGCCGUACAAUUUGUUCAUACCAUGUUAAAAUAUGAAACUGGAACUGUGGGGCAAAUAUGGCUGUAAUUUUUACUUUGCCUCCAAUUUUAUAGAGAAAUAUGAGGUAUUAGAUAUAUGAUAAUUUGCCUAACGUUUAGGUGAUUUACUGUAAAUAUUAAUAUAUAGAUAAUAAUUUUAUAGAAGUGGGAGUAUUAUCUUAUGUCCAAGACUUACAAAUUCUAUUUUUUAGAACUGGAUUUGUUGACCACGUGAGGUAGAAAAUUUCAUCUACAUAUAUAUCUCCAUCUAUUUGAACAAUUGUAACCAAAUAUUUACCACUUCCAAAUGUUAGUACAAAAUUACUAACUAAUGUGUAAUGCAUUUUUAUUGCAAUUGUUUUCAUAAUAUAUCAACAUCAUAAAUUUUUUUAAUAUGGAGAUCUAUUAAUUUAUUGUUAUAUUUAUAUUGUGUUAACACAAUAAUAAAAUAAACAAUGAAGCUUAGGAUGAUUAAGACAAAAUAAAUUUACAUAAUGUUCCAUUUAAAAUGGAAAUAUAAAAAAGAUAUAACAUAAUGUAAUUCAGAAAUUUGUAUAACAUAUAGAUUACUCAUGAAAAUUAUAGUAACAGACAUGAUAUAUUUCUCUUAAAUACUGUA